This is a messenger RNA of Limanda limanda (common dab), 4275 nucleotides long. It is a transcript of the gene dcbld2, whose product is annotated as discoidin, CUB and LCCL domain containing 2. The transcript is spliced from 15 exons. Lineage: Eukaryota; Metazoa; Chordata; Actinopteri; Pleuronectiformes; Pleuronectidae. The record is from RefSeq and is a predicted model, not a curated record. Bases 262 to 2337 code for a protein of 691 amino acids.
ACAGAUUGGAUGUGUGUGUUGAGUGUGUGUGAGUGUGUGUUGUGUGUGUGUGGAGCAGUUGCCUCCACACAGCGAGAGAGUCGCUAACCACUGGACUGUAAACGAGAAGGGAAGAUAAAGGAAGACCCUGGGGAGGAAAGAAGCCGAACGAACAGCCGCAGAUUGUGUCCGUGUUCAGUGGCCGACCCUCGGUCCUGGUGGAAGCGGUGCAGCCGGUGGAGCUGACGCGGGCAGCAGUAUGCAUUCAGACUGCAGGCUGCUAUGGGCAGAGCGGUAAUGGUGGGCAGGAGACCGGCAGGGGCCCGGGUCCUGGUCCUGUCGCUUCUCAUCAUCCUCACCGCGGAAACAUGUCGAGCUCAGAAAGGUGACGGCUGUGGUCCCAGUGUGCUUGGCCCACGCAGUGGGACUCUGUCCUCUCUGGGUUACCCGAGGACAUACCCAAACAACACGGUGUGUGAGUGGGAGAUCAGCGUGCCGCGUGGCUACAGGAUCCACUUUCGCUUUGCGGAGCUGGACAUAGAGAACAGGGACUGCCAGGUCAACUACCUCCGCCUCUUCAACGGCAUCGGGCCCAAGAGGAAUGAGAGCGUGAAAUACUGCGGUUUGGGUCUGAAAGUCAAAGAUCUCAUCAAUUCCACCGGCAACCAGGUCACUGUCCAGUUCAUGAGUGGGACCCAUCACACUGGACAUGGAUUCUACCUGUCCUACUCCACCACUGAACACACAGAUCUAAUCACCUGCCUGGACAAAGGAACUGAUUUCCCAGAGGCAGAGUUCAGUAAAUACUGCCCAGCAGGCUGCCUGACGUCCACCGAGGAGAUCUCUGGAACUAUACCGAAUGGCUACAGAGAGUCGUCUCCUCUGUGCGUGGCAGCCAUCCAUGCAGGCGUGGUGUCCAACGCUGUGGGGGGGAUGAUCAGUGUGGUCAGCAGCAAAGGCAUCCCUCACUAUGAGGGCACACUGGCAAACAAUGUCACUUCCACUGGAGGAACGUUGUCAAACAGCCUCUUCACCUUCAGGACCAAUGGCUGCUAUGGGACGCUGGGGUUAGAGUCGGGCAGUGUCGCGGACACUCAGCUCUCGGCUUCAUCUGUGUGGGAGUGGAACCUUGAUCAGUGGGGGCCGUUGGGGGCACGCCUCAAAAAGGCGGGACUGCCCUGGGCGCCCGCUCAGAGCGACCAGCAUCAGUGGCUGCAGGUCGACCUGAAGAGGGAGAAGAGAAUCACAGGCAUCACCACCACAGGCUCCACCCUGAGGGAGUAUCGGUACCACGCCUCAGCGUACCGGGUCCUGUACAGUAAUGAUGCACAGCAGUGGUACAUCUACAGGGAAGCAAACUCCACACAAGACAAGAUUUUCCAAGGAAAUAUGAACUACCUGCAGGAGGUGAGAAACAACUUCAUUCCUCCCAUCGUGGCCCGGUUUGUGAGGGUGAAUCCAACGUUAUGGCACCAGAGAAUCGCACUGAAGCUGGAGCUGGUUGGCUGCCAAAUCCCUGCAGCGAGGCCGAGGACCAACGCGAGGCCAGAACCCGGGAUGAUUCCCACGUUUCGUCAUUCUCCUCCUGCGGGAACAAAGCCCCCCCUUCGCCUCGGCCAAACCACACACACCCCGGAAAUAAGGAACACCACCAUGCCUCCACACAACAGCAAAGAUGUGGCGCUGGCUGCAGUUCUGGUUCCUGUGUUGGUCAUGGUUCUGACUGCUCUCAUCCUCACUGCGGUUUGUGCGUGGCACUGGAGGAACAGGAAAAAGAGCUCAGAGGGAACUUACGAUCUUCCUCACUGGGAUCGAACAGACUGGUGGAAGAGCAUGAAGCAGCUGCUGCCAUCCAAGAUGGUGGAGAGUGAGGAUUCAGUUCGGUACAGCAGCAGUGAGGUGGGCCGACUGACAGGGAGAGGAGCUGGACCGAGACUACACGCUGAGCCUGCAGAAUACGCCCAGCCGCUGGUGAGUGGGGUAACAACUCUGGGUGCACGUUCCACUUUUAAACCAGACGAGGGUCCGGACCCAGGCUACUCUGACCCAGACCUGUACGACGCCCCCAUUUCACCGGACGUGUACCACGCGUACGCAGAACCCCUGCCAGCCUCGGGAUCCGAGUAUGCGACACCUAUUGUGGUCGAUAUGGGUUGCCAUCCCUCAGGUGGCACAUCUUUGGCCCAGCCCCCCGGUUUCAUGGGCGCUGGGCCCGCCUCCCUGCUCACACGGACAGACAGCGGCCAGUCGGGGAGGUCAGCGUACGAUACGCCAAAGAACGCCACUGGACAGGUCACUGAGGAUCUGACUUAUCAGGUACCUCAGAGUUGCACUCAGAAGCAGACGGGACAAAGCUGAGGAGUUGGGAUGCCUAUGGCCUGACUCCGCCCCUCGCUGCUCAGCACAACCCGAGGGCCAAUCACAGAGGGUUUGUCAACGGCCGAGGAGGCGUGACCCUGUGAGCCCUGGAGCCAGGGCCCGAGUCUUGAAUGAACACUACCUUAGCUUUAGAUUCAUCCGGAGAUGUCUGUAUUGCCUAAUUGUUCCUGCAUGGCCACGAUCUGCUUGUGUAGUGCCAUUACAGUCCUAUCACUGAAAGCACGGAGAUGAAUGUGUUAGUGCCAGGCGGGGGGGUAGGAAACGGAGAACGCUGACUACUAUUUGAUUAAGACUUUGUCCCUGUUCUGUGAUUCUUAGUAGUUCUUUCAUUCUGUAAAACUGUGAUAUCCACUAUUCCAUUUUUUUUUACCCUGUUACACGCUAAACCAGGUUCAAAUCGAAUGGUUCUCUUUUUGAAUGAAUUGCAAGUUGUACCCCAGGUUCAAGGUCAAAUAAUUCCUCCUCUCUAGACGGACUCUAGUUUUCAUGGUACGUUCUUUGUCUGACUUUGUUUAAAAGCAUGACUUGAAAUUGUGUAUAGUUAUAUCAAUCCCAUUAAUGCAGAAACUGUUAAAACUCUAAAGUGAUUUACUGAUAUUUAUUUCACAUCCUGCUGAUGAGGAGAGACUCUCAAAUGAAACCCCACAUCAACCACUACUCACUGAUUACAGAUUGAGAAAUUGUGGUUACACUGUCUUAUACUACGAUGGAGUGUUAGGGACAUGAGGAAAUAAGUUCUGAGAUUUCGAGAAUAUAGUUGGAGUUUAGAAGAAAAGAAAUAGGUCGAGAAUAAAGCAAGACCCAAAAUAUUUAGGAAAUAAGCUGCAAUGAGAACCCCUACGUGGCAAAAAUCUUGAACUAAUCUUAUGAAACAAGGCAAUGGCGAUUAAGUCUGUGAUUCUUUAUUUAGGAGACUCAAUUUCUUACACCAUCUUUUCAAAGUCGUGAUAAAAGUGAAAUUUUGUUAUUUGUGAAACAUACUAAGGUAUAACUUAACAAGAUGUUUUACAUUCUUCAUUUUAACGCUGACUACAGACUGAUUUUCUGCUAUUCCCCCUAGAAAAUUUCGCAACAUUUAUGACGAAACAGUUGUCUUGUUAAAGUUCGACUUUCUUCUCAAAAUCCACUUGGCCCUAAUACUCCGUAGUAGUAGAAGCCUUACUGAUGAGUGUUCCCCCCCCAGAGAUGUACAUUAACUUGAAGAGGCUGAUUGGGAGAAUUAAUUCAUCAAACUCCUCCAAAGAGAAAAUACUUUUUAUAGUAUUGGAGACCAAAAUGUUGAAUCACAACACGAUCAUGCCAUCAGCUCAGGUUUAGCCAAAUAAACAGUGAAACAGUCUUAACAUAGGGAAAAAACAUUGUAAUUAAGAGGAUGUUGUAGAAAAAGGUACAGAGAGCAGAGGAAUCUGGGUGAAUCUGUUACAGCUGAGAAAAGUUUCCUGUGUGUUUGUGUAUUUGUGUAUCGUGACGAUUGUCUCAUGUUGAAAUGAGUGCGACGUGUUCCUUCCUUGUUAUUAAUGUGCAUCGACAUCUGUAUGCGUGGAAACCUGUUUCCAUAUUUCAGUCCUGUGUGUGUGUUUGUGUUGUGUGAUGAUAGUUUUUGUAGCACCAGUAGACUGCAUUCCCCUCCUGGCCACCUGUGGUACUGACCCGACCAAACACAACGUGGCAGGAGUGACGAUGGAGCAAAAUGAAAAAUGGACCGAGCUGCUUUAAAACUUUUUUUUUACCGAACAGCAACCUGCCCCGGAGGGAAGGUGUUGUUCACUCACAGCUGUGCCACCAGUCGUGCUUUGAUUAUUGCUCAGUAACCACGGCGAUCGAUACGCAGAGUUUUGGUGCUCGCUCCCUGUUCAGAGGGUUUGUGUUUGUGGCUCUCACAGAUUGUAUAUAGAGAAAUAAAGAGUUAUUACGUCA